UUUGCAGGGAGGAGUGAGAGUGCCACGUCACUCGAGGAAACUUUCCCCAUCUCCCAUCGGCUCCGGGCCAGAGACGCUUGACGCCGACGAAGGAGGCGAGCAGCUCGCCUCUCCCCUCCUCGUCGCCCCCUCCUUGUGGGCAGAAUUUACAUUCCCACGAAGGAUAGCGUUGCUGUUCCUGCUCGGCCACUCGCUCACCUCCGUCGUCCUCUAGCCAUGGAGCUCGCCGGAGUCGCGGAGCGUCUCCGCAACAAGACCGUCGUCAUCACGGGCGCCACCGGGUUCAUAGCGAAACUUCUUGUGGAGAAGAUCCUGCGGCUGCAGCCGGGGGUGAAGAAGCUGUACCUUCUGGUACGCGCCGGCGAUCAGGUUUCUGCAGAAAAGCGAGUCAAAUCCGAGAUCCUGCAACUUAAGAUAUUUCGAACUUUGCAAGGUAAGUACCAAAAGGAUUUCAGUUCAUGGUUCUGGGACAAGGUUUUCCCCGUGGCAGGAGAUGUCUCUUUGAAGAAUUUGGGUAUAGGAGAUGUUGGACUUGCUGAAGAUAUGUUGAAAGAAACAAAUAUCAUCGUCCACAUGGCUGCGGCAGUUAACUUCAGAGAAAGAUACGAUACAGCCUUGGCAAUAAACACUGUGGGCGUGAAGCGUGUCAUCGAGUUUGCAUCAAGAUGUGCAAUGCUAGAGCUCCUUCUUCUUGUGUCAACUGCUUAUGUCAACGGAAAGGAAGCAGGGGUUAUGCUGGAGAAGCCACUUCACCAGUACAGGAACUACGAUGGCCGAUCAGAUUUAGACAUUUCAGAAGAGAUGGCAUUUGCAGAGGCGAAGCUGAAGGAGCUAGUUUCCAGUAAUGCUUCAGAAGAUACUAUAAGACGCACCAUGAAGAAGAUUGGCACACAAAGGGCUCAGAAGUUUGGAUGGAUGAAUACCUAUGUUUUCACAAAGGCAAUGGGUGAGAUGCUGGCAUAUGAACACAGAUCGCAGCUCCCAAUAGUCAUCUUCCGCCCAACAGCCACAACAAGCACGUGGAAGGAGCCUUUUCCUGGAUGGAUAGAAGGAAUCAAAACAAUUGACACAUGGGUCACUAAUUAUGGUAAAGGGCAUCUGAAGUUUCUGCCUGGAGAUGUCACAACCAUCAUAGACAUUGUACCUGCGGACAUAGUGGUCAAUGCAAUGCUUUGUAUUAUUGGUUGCCAGCCUCAACAAUCAUUGGACUUGAUCUACCAGAUUGGUUCUUCCAUGCGCAACCCGCUCAAGAUUGGUGAGCUGGUACAUGCAAUGUAUAGGUACUUCUCGGAGAAACCAUUCAUUGGUGCAGAGGGAGAUGUAAUCGAGGUGGAACAACCAAAUAUGCCGGCAACAAUGGCCAGCUUCUACGAGCAAAUGGACAUACACUACAAGGUGCCUUUGCAGGAUAUGGUAUGCCGUGGGUUAUCUACCACUGACGAUCAUGACAGAUACAACCAUCUAGAGAGAGAGUACAAUUUUACAGUGGCCGUUGCACAGGUGUACCGAUCAGCCACAUUCUUCAAAAGAAGAUUUGAUGAUUCCAACAUGCAGAGGCUUAUGGCGACGAUGAACGAAAGAGACAGAAAGCUGAUUCCCUGUGACACAAAGUUCAUCAACUGGGAGAAGUACCUUACAGAAAUUCACUUCCCCGGUGUCAUGGAAUGUGAAUCAAGAGAAGCAACAAGGGCUAGGCUUUAGAAGAGUAUACAAGCACCGAAGAACGGUUGAAGCGUUUGAUUCUGAUCCAGCGGCGGAUGCAUGUCCCUGAUGCAAAUCACUGUAGCCUCCGCAUCUUGUUCUUCCCUGCAGAGAGGAUCCGUCUCCUUUCCAUUUGUGAGUGUGCAAGAAAAAUGGAUAUCCUUUACUUGUCAGUGCGUCAUUUCUCAAGUCAAACAAGUAUUUCCUAAAGACUUAUUAGUGGUGGUCGGAAAAAGAAAACUUAUUGGAGAACGAUAUUUGU
Phragmites australis (common reed) is the source of this 1963-nucleotide messenger RNA. RefSeq names its product fatty acyl-CoA reductase 1-like. The record is from RefSeq and is a predicted model, not a curated record. Gene Ontology annotation, biological process: long-chain fatty-acyl-CoA metabolic process; suberin biosynthetic process. Gene Ontology annotation, cellular component: intracellular membrane-bounded organelle. The coding region runs from base 217 to 1701 and encodes 494 amino acids. Gene Ontology annotation, molecular function: alcohol-forming very long-chain fatty acyl-CoA reductase (NADP+) activity. The transcript is spliced from 11 exons. NCBI's taxonomy places the organism in Eukaryota, Viridiplantae, Streptophyta, Magnoliopsida, Poales, Poaceae.